AGAGAGAGAGAGAGAGAGAGAGAGAGAGAUUGAGAUUACGGUAGGAACAAGUCAGUGAGUCAGUCGGAGAGAUAGAGAGAGAGAGAGAGAGGAGAGAGGGAGAGGGAGUGAGAAAGGGAGGAAUCGACGGAGCGAGGAACGGGGCGGGGGGCAGGAGGAGCGGUGCAACAUUGCGUCGCAGCGGGAUCGAGUCGAGUACAUAGCUUAAUCAAUAGGAUUAUAUGUGCAGAGCAAAAGAAGGAACGUACGUCCCUGUGGGGCUAGAGCGGAGGAACUUGAGGCAACAUUCUCGCUAAAGAGUAGAAGAGUCUUUGGUUUGGCUCGAUUCCAAGAAAAGGAGUGAGAUCAAUCAUCAAUCAACACAGCUCUUGUUCUUGGUGCAUACUCCACUCCAGUCCACUUCACUCCGACGUUUUCUCCUGCUUAUCAACCCCGGAUCGGUUCGGAUCCUCCUCCUCUUCUGCCUUGCUUCUCUUCAGUUCCUUCCAUACUCUCUCUUUCCCACCCCGCCCCUCGCCAUCUCUCUCGUGCCGUGCCGUGUAACUUUGCUUCAGUUUCGCCUGUGCAAAUCUCGACCUUUUCCUUCUCCCCCUCCUGUGACUGCUCCGUACGGACUGCCUGCAUCCAUCACCUGUCUUUCCCCCGCCAGGCCGCUAAUUAUUAGCACGCCUCGCUCUCCACGUCUCAGCUACGACGACCUCCUUUUCCACCUUGUCCACAUCUCACGUACACCCCUAAUUUAUCUUUCAUCUUGCUCUUUACCAAAUUCCUCAUCAAGCACCAGCCGAUUCCUCCCCGCCCCCGUAUGUUCGUACCUUUUCCCCUUCCCGUUCCUCGCAGGGUACACUGACUUCUUCACUUCGGCCUGUAGCCAGCUUCUCAUCUGGAAUCCAUCCCAUCAUUCCUCCUGCGCUUUUCAGUACCUUUCUCUACCUUUUGUUCCGCCCAUCCUUAUAUUUCGUGUCGCGCUCGAACAUUCUCGGCUUUCACGGAUAUCAGUCUUGGACUUGCCCUGUUAAGUUACCGGUGACUGCGUGCGCGGCCUGCUGAUCUGUGAGUCCCACGAGCGCACUCGACACUUGCAGCUCGAGCUCGGUAGAUCGAGAGGAGCUGAGGAGUGCAUGACUUUCCGGGAGAACCAGGAAUUUUGUCAAGUUUGUGCAAUGACCAUUUGACGAUACCACCAUCUUCUUCAUCGAGUAACGGUUUUAGUUUGAGGUGAAGGACGGUUUAAUCGAUCUCGCUGUGAGCAAGAGAAUCGACAUUUGCUGCUGGGUGGUGGCGAUGUCCUGAAGCCUCUUCUCGGAGAGGUUAGUGACUGGAACGCUACCCUUGAGAAGCUGGUGGGAGGACACAGGGAGCCCAUGUUUGAAUGUCAAAAGAGAGGGAAACAUUUGGAUUACUAGAUAGCAACUCGCGGAAAAUCCGACGAGCGGAACCGGAGAAAGUUGUUCGCCGAGCCAUGCUGGGACCACAAGGGCAAGGCAACUCGUCCACACCAUGUGCUGCGUGCAAGCUGCUGCGGCGCCGGUGCGCGCAAGAAUGCCCGUUCUCGCCGUACUUCUCCCCGCACGAGCCCCAGAAAUUCGCUUGUGUCCACAAGAUCUUCGGUGCGAGCAAUGUAUCAAAAAUGCUGAUGGAAGUACCAGAGAGCCAGAGGGCCGAUGCCGCAAGCAGUCUGGUGUACGAGGCAAAUGCUCGCAUUCGUGACCCUGUGUAUGGCUGCAUGGGGGCCAUUUCUGCAUUGCAACAGCAGGCACAGUCAUUACAGGCCGAACUCAAUGCUGUUCGGCAAGAAAUCAUGCGCUACCGCUGUCAUGAGAAUGCCGUCGCUGCUGUUAUGGUGGCUGGAUUUCCACCGAACAACGACAGGAGCACAGGCUCAGGGGCACUCUCUUCUCAAACUUCAGCUUCUACCGACUACACCGUACCUUCCCCUAGCAGCGUGGCUACUCCAGACGUGAAGGAGCGGUAUUGGACAUCCAUGAACUAAAGAAGAAACUGUUUGAAGUUCCCACUUUCUUAACAAAUGGUGGCAGCAUUGCAGCCUCCAUUUGUCAAGAAAAUGUAACAAGGAAACUAAAAUUUGCCUCGGUAUGCUGUCAAAAGUAUUUGUUAGGGUCGAUCGUGUCACAGUUAUGAUUAAAAUCUUUCCCCUUCCACCCCCGUCCCCCUCCCCGGCCUACCGUUGGCCGCAAAUGCAAUUCUUUUUCUUAUUUAGCAAAUAAUACUAGUGCCCCUGGGCUGCAGCAUGUAGCCCUUCUACCCUAUCAUGAUCUUCCAAGCACGCUCCAAGCUAUCUCAUCCAGCACGCAUUGAUGUGCAUUCAGUGAAGCUGAUCAAUGUCAACUUUCACGGCAGCCAUCAAUCAUCCUCUGAGCCUUCAAGAAUGUCUAGGGGUUGUGAAUCAUCCAAAGGGUAAGCCAGCAGCCAGAUGCUAUUCUUGCUGUACAUGUGAACCAGUCUCUGUUUGAAUGGAAGUUUAUGGUUUAUCAUUGUCCAUACUUGCAAGAGGAGUCAAUUUUGCGAAAGUAAGAGCCUUUAGUUAGCACAAGUUUAUGUGUAAAGGAGUUAUGAUUGUCUUUAUGUAGGUGGUGAUGUUUUACCUACCCUAUAUUAUCUGUAUGGGUACAAUCAUUUGUAAGAGACACCUAAGAAAUGAGAAGUUAAAUCAGUUAAAAGAGCCGUUG
Molecule: messenger RNA, 2690 nt
Organism: Marchantia polymorpha subsp. ruderalis
Lineage: Eukaryota; Viridiplantae; Streptophyta; Marchantiopsida; Marchantiales; Marchantiaceae
Source: the annotation of a GenBank genome assembly